Molecule: messenger RNA, 2767 nt
Organism: Gamsiella multidivaricata
Lineage: Eukaryota; Fungi; Mortierellomycota; Mortierellomycetes; Mortierellales; Mortierellaceae
Product: LETM1-like protein-domain-containing protein
Exons: 5
Coding region: 197-2521 (774 amino acids)
Biological process (GO): intracellular monoatomic cation homeostasis
Cellular component (GO): mitochondrial inner membrane
Molecular function (GO): ribosome binding; calcium ion binding
Source: RefSeq, a predicted model, not a curated record
GUGAAUGGAGUGUACGUGUGUGUAAAAAACGACAGGGUCUUUUUUCAAUGGCCAAUCGAAUUGCCCCCAAAAAGAAGUGACUUGCAUGGCCCUGCUAUUUCCUUUUUUGUCACCAUAGUCCUCCUUUUGUCCGUCUCACCCCAUUGCUCUGUUCAGUACAUUCCUCUGCUCCACUCUCACCCAUCCCAAUCCGAACAUGUACCACACCCUCAGACCCUCUCUCAGGGUUGGCAUCACCGCCGCAAGGGAUCUGUCAGGCCCUCACUCGUCCGCGUUGCGUAUGAAUGUCUCGACUCCCUACUACCGCUCUGUCAAGGUCCAGGUCGUCCACAUGCGACAAACCAACGUUCAGGGGCUCAAAUACAGCAGUCAGCGCCAUGCCUUUCACUCGUCGCCAUUUCCUAGGAUCCCCAGCUCCCUACGGCUUUUACGCGCGACAGAGCAGCAGCAACAGCCACUCCUCAAAUCGACCAUCGAAAAGGAGACCCUUGCUUCUCGUUCCGCCGAGAUGGCCAAGGCCAAGGCAGCCAAGGAGGCUACCGAGGCUGCCAGUGGAAUUGCAGGCGAGGGUGCCGUUGUUCAACCUAAAAAGUCGCUCUGGGUGAGAUUCAAGAACGAGAUGAUCCAUUAUUGGCACGGAACAAAACUGCUCGGCAAAGAGAUCAAGAUCUCGACCAAGUUGGCUGGUCGGCUGUUGCAUGGAAACAAACUGACUAGACGCGAGCAGAGACAGCUGAGACGAACCACUGGAGACCUGCUUCGAUUGCUCCCUUUCUCGGUCUUCCUGAUUGUGCCCUUCAUGGAACUGUUGCUGCCUGUCGCAUUGAAACUUUUCCCCAAUAUGCUGCCCUCAACCUUUGAGGACAAGUACGCGGAGGAGGAAAAGAGGAGAAAGCUGCUCAAGAUGCGACUCGAGAUGGCAAAGUUUUUGCAAGAGACAAUCGAGGAGUCAGGAAUCCCAGGGUCCUCGCGUGCAGAGGCCGUCAAGGAAUUUGGCGAUUUCUUCAGGAAGGUGCGCACAACUGGCGAACAGGCCUCGACAGACGAGCUGAUCCGGGUCGCCAAACUGUUCCAUGACGAAUUGACACUUGACAACCUGUCCAGGCCCCAGCUCGUCUCUAUGUGUCGCUACAUGAACCUCAACGCGUUCGGAACAGACAACUUUUUGAGAUACCAAAUCCGCAACAAAAUGAACUCUAUCAAGCAGGACGACAAGUUGAUUAUGGCGGAAGGCGUCGACUCAUUGACGACGCGUGAACUCCAAGCUGCUUGCCAGUCGCGCGGUAUCCGUACAGGAGGCGUGUCGACCGCCCGUCUUCGAAGUGAACUCCAGCAAUGGCUGGAGCUCAACUUGACCUAUGCGAUUCCAUCUUCGCUCUUGAUUCUCUCGCGCGCAUUCUCGUUCUCGGACUUUAAGGAAAUGGCCACGCCCGUCGAGGCCCUUCAGGCGACCCUUUCAUCCUUGCCCGACAGCCUGUUGACAGAGACAGAGCUUCAUGUGUCAGAACUCGAGGGCGCAGCUACAGCUCAACAAAAGCUGGAAGUCUUGGAGCAGCAGGAGGAGCUUAUCGCUGAUGAGUUGGCUCAAGAGGAGAAGGAAGAAAAGGCCCGCAAGGUCCGCAAGGAGGAGGCAAGGAUCAAGAAGGAGACUGAGGGAAGAGAGAAGCAAAAGGUACAGGAUCAGCAGGAGGCACCUGCUGUAGCGACCUCGGCCGACACUCUCGCUUUUGACAAGCCGAUUCCUGUGGCUACUACUGCUGGUGCUCCUGCGACUCUGGCGGGCGCAUCAGAGUUAUUGACGGACGCUCAGGUCGCUGCACAGGUGGCCAAGGAUGUUGGUGCGACUGCAGCCACAAAGGAGUUGCUUCAGGCUGCAGAGUCCGUGAGUACCAGCCCUCCUGCUCCUGCUCCUGCUGCAGUUGCUGGUGCGGCCCCUGUUGCUAAACCUACCGAGGAUGAGGAAGACACUGCCCGCAUGACGGAGGAGCAAUUGCUCGAGCUGAGAGAGGCUUUGUGCAUCAUGUCAUCUCGUUCGGCCGUGUUGGAGGAGCGCGAGGAACUGGAGGAUCUAAAGGAGGAUCGCAUGGACUACAAGGAGGACAUCGAGGAGUUGGCGCAAGUCCAGCGCAAGGAGCACAACGUGUCGAAGAGACUGGGUAGCCGCCUCGAAAAGAUGAUUGCGAAGCUGGAUCAGGAACUGCAGGCGUUUGAUGCGGAGGGCAACAAGUUGCAGGCGUUCCAGGCCAACGAGCGCGGAGAGUUGACAGUAAAGGAUAUCGAGUCGGCCUUGAAGGUGAUCAAGCACGCGCCGGACGAGGAGAAGAUUAAGCAGAUUGUCAAGAAGUUGGAUGUGGACGGCGACGGACUGGUCCUGCUGAGCCACAUCGUCGAGUUGGCGGACCUGGUAGAGCAGGAGGAGGGCACGGGUGUCCUUGUCGAGGGCAAGAAGGUCCAGGGCAAGGAGACCGAGACCGAGAAGGAUAAGAAGCUCAAGAAGGAGGACGUCCUGAAGGAGGAUUAGGCAACCAUUCUGUACUUUCUCAACCUCGCCCCUCUCUCUCCCACGCCAUCACUGCCACCACUGCCACUACAGCGGCUGCGAUUCCGCGGUUGCCCAUGUACACUUUACACUCCCCACAUCCACUCACUCUUCUCACCAUAAAUAAAACUUUCAUAGAUUCUUUGAGGCCAUGCUCUAGACUGCCACGUUGCCAUAUGGGCCAUUACGGGGCAUGCGCCGAUUGUCUAUAUGUGAUGCUGAGAGCGC